AUGUGGUGGUUUCAGCAGGGUCUGUGUUUCCUGCCCGCCGCUCUGGUCAUCUGGACGGUGGCGUCCUUCGUCUUUGCUUACAUCACAGCGGUGGUGCUGACGCACGUGGACCCUCUGGUGCCUUAUAUCAGCGACACGGGAACCAUGGCGCCAGAGAGAUGCGUUUUUGGGAUCAUGUUGGAUGUGUCCGCAGUUUUAGGCGUAGCCACGGUGUACGUGCGUUACAAACAGGUAGAGGCUCUUACAGACGAGGAUGACGUCACGAGCCGAAGGCUGAACUGGAUCGGGCUGCUGUUGGGCUGCAUCAGCUCCUUUGGGAUGAGCGUGGUGGCCAACUUCCAGAAGACCACCUUGUUUAUCAUGCACCUGGUGGGGGCUGUGUUGACCUUCGGGGUCGGAGCGCUCUACAUCCUGUUUCAGACGCUCCUCUCGCUCUACAUGCACCCGCACAUCAGCAGCAGAACCAUAUACCUGGUUCGCCUCGGCAUCGGAGUCUGCACCCUGUGCAGCAUCGUCAGCAUGUUUGUUUCAUCCGUCAUCAUGUACAGCACUUUACGAGGCGUCGACGUACCUCAUAAACUCCACUGGAUACCAGGAGAGCCGGGUUAUUUAGCACACAUGUUCAGCACGGUGUCUGAAUGGUGUCUGGCCUUCUCCUUCAUCAGCUUCUUCCUCACCUACAUCAGAGACUUUCAGAAAAUUAAUUUGCGAACAGAAGUGGAUUUGCUGAGCAGCCACCUGUACGACUCGCCACACGGAAGCAUCAGCGCGUCUCGUCGGAACAACCCGUCGGAGACGUCGCCGCUGCUGGCGGGAGCCACAUGACAUCACAGCUGCCCUACACGCUGCAUCCACACCUUUUAAAACUUUUCUCAUCUCAUUUAAAGCUUUUUGGACAGAGGCUCUGGUGGCUUUUAAACGCUCGGGGGCACAGAAACGUACCUUCCAUCCAGUCGUACUAUAUGUAGUCAGAUAUUCAGGUCCAGAUCUGGGAGACCUCCAACUCAAAGAUCCGCAGGUGAAUCGAUGGAGCUCCGAGCUGCUCGCACCAUCUUUGAACUGCAUUUAAACACAGUAGUCCUUCGUUUAUCGCAGGGGAGCCGUACCCUGAAGACCCGUGAUAAGUGAAAA
Messenger RNA from Nematolebias whitei (Rio pearlfish), 1131 nucleotides. RefSeq names its product DNA-damage regulated autophagy modulator 2b (gene dram2b). Gene Ontology annotation, biological process: photoreceptor cell maintenance; regulation of autophagy. Lineage: Eukaryota; Metazoa; Chordata; Actinopteri; Cyprinodontiformes; Rivulidae. The transcript is spliced from 7 exons. Bases 1 to 825 code for a protein of 274 amino acids. The record is from RefSeq and is a predicted model, not a curated record. Gene Ontology annotation, cellular component: lysosome.